AUGCAUAUGGACGUGGGGGGCACAGCGAGCAGGGUCGCGCCAAGCGAGGAGGAGGGCGGCGCGGGCGGCACUCGAAGCGACGAAGAAGAGUCUGUUUUCAGUGAGGAUUUCGAUGACGACGGCAGCGAGGAUCCGGACCUGCCACAAGUACAAGAUCCCGGCCUCGUCGGGAUGCUGAAUUUCGCACUGGUGGAAGAGCUCAGCCCGGAUAUUUCGAAGGCCGUGCACCUGUCGGACUGCCUCGAGGGGUUUGGCAAGCACUGGCAGGGGCAGAUCACGGGUGGUUUGGGACACAGCCGGAGCGUGCAGGAGAAAGCUCGGCAGACAACGCAGAUUGACGAUUUCAUCUCUCACGACUGGUCAACCAACGGCACAGCGAAGUUUAUCACUCUGUGCACUCUCUACAACGCAAAACCGGCGAUCAUCGUUGCCGUUCUGGUCUCCGUCGCUGGGGGAGUUCUGGAAACAGCUUUUGAGGAGCUCCGAUUCUUGCCAGGGCUCUUUGUUGUCAUCGGACGUGAGAGGAUGGAAGUGCCGUCAGCAGGAUGCUUCGGGCUCCUCUGUGGUAUGUGUUGCUUGGUGUCGCAGCGAGCUUCUUUGCGCAUCUCUGCAUGUUUCACUGCUUUGCACGGUUUGCCAGAGCUGCCAGCAAAAGGUUCGUACGUGCUGACGUUGUGCUUCUGGCAGCGUCUGCAGCAUGUGGCUUCAUGGCUGCAUAUAGGUGCUCGUGUUGCUGCCAGCUUCACACGGAAAUGCUUCACAAGUGUGCCUGCUCGGAGAAGGACGACAAGCAGAGAGCAUUCGUGA
Symbiodinium sp. CCMP2592 is the source of this 807-nucleotide messenger RNA. The record is from the annotation of a GenBank genome assembly. Lineage: Eukaryota; Dinophyceae; Suessiales; Symbiodiniaceae.